Messenger RNA from Hymenoscyphus albidus, 1952 nucleotides. NCBI's taxonomy places the organism in Eukaryota, Fungi, Ascomycota, Leotiomycetes, Helotiales, Helotiaceae. The record is from the annotation of a GenBank genome assembly.
GUGCAAUAUUUGAUAAUAAGCAACUUGUUAUCAUGAUGAAGGGAAUUCUUACUCGUUUCCUGGCGGUAGUUGCGGGUUUUGCGAUUGGUAUCCAUGCCCAAUGUCCGAAUUAUGCGCAGUACUCGCAACAAGUCCAUGAACCACUUAGUACCGGGCGAUAUGCUGUUAGUUUUCUAUUCAUCUACCCUUGAAUUGAAUGAAUGGCUAACAAGUCAAUUGAAAGCUCCCCUACCAACGUCCCUCCCCCGAAUGUCGUACCUUCAAUUCCUCAAUCGUCGAAGAAACCAUCACCCGAAUGGCGACCAUAAUCAAAGACCCCGACCUCUUCCGGCUCUUCGAGAACUCCUUCCCCAACACCCUCGACACGGCCGUCAAAUGGCGCGGCGUCGCAGCCGACAACAGCGCCGAAGAACUAACCUUCUUGAUCACCGGCGACAUCAACGCCAUGUGGCUGCGUGAUUCCGCAAACCAGAUGCAAUCCUACCUCUCUCUCGUCCAAGCAUCCGACUCGAAAGAUUCCCUCGCCAGUCUCUAUCGCGGGGUGAUUAACCUCCAAGCACGCUACAUCCUCCAAGCCCCAUUCUGCAACUCCUUCCAACCACCCGUCGAAUCCGGCAUCGGGCCCUCGCAAAACCAGCAGAAUCCAGAUAUCUUCACGCCACCGGUGCCUACCAGCAUAGCCUUCGAAUGCAAAUAUGAACUCGACUCCCUGGCCGCAUUUCUGGAGAUCUCGACGAAUUACUACGAGGCGACGGGGGAUCUCGAGUUCUUUAGGAAGUUCAAGUGGGUGGAGACGAUCAAGACGAUUCUGAAUACGACGGAGAGUUUGCUGAUUGGCACGUAUGCGAGGGAUGGGAGUGUGAAUACGAUUCCGUAUACCUGGAAGCGGAAUACGGAUUCGGCGACGGAGACGCUGGAUAAUAAUGGGCGGGGGAAUCCGGUGUUGGAGGGGACGGGACUCGUAAGAUCUGCGUUUCGACCUUCUGAUGAUUCGUAGGUUUUUUUUUCUUUGUUUUUUUUUGAAUAUGAAGGAAAUUAGACUCUUGAGAUUUGAACUCAUAGACUGACGAGGAGGGGGGGUCUAGAACGAUCUUUCAACUCUUCAUCCCCGCCAAUAUGAUGUUUAGUCGCUACCUAGACACCACCUCCGAAAUCAUGGCCCAGAUAGGCGACCAGAGAAAUCUAGCAAACCACAUGCACAAUUUCGCGCAGAGAAUCCGGGAGGGAAUUACCCAGCACGGAAUCGUGAAUCAUCCCAAGUUUGGACAGAUCUAUGCUUUCGAAGUUGAUGGAUAUGGUAGCCGUAUGUUCAUUCCUUUCCAUCCCCCCAGCUCCCUUUGCGAUAUUGUGAAAACGAAGUGAAGAGGCUGAUUUGCAUGGAUACAGAAAAUAUCAUGGAUGACGCUAAUAUCCCUUCCCUCCUCUCCGCGCCCUUUUUCGGAUACACGAAUACCAGUGACCCCAUCUACCAAAACACCCGAAAAAUGAUCCUCUCACCCUACAACCCGUAUUACAUGAAAGGACCCGUCAUCAGCGCGUAAGUCCCCCCUUACUCCCCCUUUCCCUCAUCUAUAACCUCGCUAACCCCCUCACAGCGUAGGAGGACGUAAGUAAUCCCAUCACACAACUACACAAUAGCCACCCAACUAAUCUUCCAUCUAGCCCACGCAGGCCUCGGCCUCGCCUGGCCCAUGUCCAGCAUCAUCCAAAUCUUCACCACGUCCUCCACCUCCGAGAUCAAAGACUACCUACACCAGAUCCUGAGUUCGGCCGAUGGACUGGGCUUGAUUCAUGAGAGUGUGAAUAGUUUUGAUGCGAAGAAGUGGACCCGACAGUGGUUUAGCUGGGCGAAUGGCCUUUUUGGACAGUGUUUGUUGGAUCUGGAGAAGAGGGGACUGGGAGGUGUUUUGGGGGCGAGCUUUCAGGGUGGAUAUGGUAGAUUAUUUGGGUAG